CGGCCGUCCAUGGAUCGCCGCACGUCACGUGCCACUCCGCGGGGGUGUCGGUCCACCCCAUCGCCGCCAAGCACCGUGCCCUAGGUAUGUCGAUGCCUCGUCAUCUGGCACCCUGAACACGUGUUUUCCCUCGACAUGCUGUGGACGCUGCCGGCCGCUGUGCGCUCGUUGCUCGUCUCCAGUGCUCGCGUCCACGCCCGCUGCAGCUCUGCCGCCGCCGUCACGCAUGCACCCCUGCGCAUCCUGUUCUGCGGCUCCGACGAGUUCAGCGUAAAGAGCUUGCUGGCCCUUGACAAGGCGAGGCAGGACACGCCCGGCCUCAUCGACGAGAUCCAUGUAGCUCACCGCCCAGCCAAGGCGACGGGCAGGGGACUGAAGGUUCUACGCGAAGUCCCCCUCAGCAAAACUGCAGCCGCCCUGUCCCUGCCCACCCACGUCUUCGACACCUUCACCGGCUUCACGCCCCCCUUCUCCUACAACCUCGUCAUCGCCGUGUCCUUUGGCCUGCUCGUGCCCCCGCGAAUCCUGAACCUAGCACACUACGGCGGCCUGAACGUCCACCCCUCUCUGCUGCCCGACCUGCGCGGCUCCGCGCCCAUCCAGCACGCCCUCCUGAAGCGGAGACCCUACACGGGCGUCUCUGUACAGACCCUGCACCCGGCCCGCUUCGACGAGGGCGUCGUGCUCGCGCAGACGGCUGCUCCUGGGAUAGAGAUUGGGCCCCGUGAGACGACGGCCGAGCUGACUGAGAGACUGGCCGAUGCCGGCGCUGCUAUGCUGGUCCGUGUGUUGAGAGAGAGGCGGUUUGAGACGUGCCAGGCUCCUGCUACGCAAGGCCGAGACAUGCACGAACAACCAUCUAGCCUUGCCGCCAAGUACAACGAACCUACCGCGUGGUACACUUCAUCCCACGGACCCCGUGACUACGCCCCGAAGAUCACAAAGCAGGACCGCUGCAUCGACUUCGCCACCAUGGACAUGCAGCACAUCCUCGCUGUCCAGCGCGCCCUGGGCGACAAGUCGUGUCUCCUGCCGAACGGGGAGCGGCUGCUCGUGCACGACGUCGUCGACACGGGGGUCGUGUGUAAGCAUCUGCCGCCUGGCCUUGCGCUCGACGACACGGUGGGUGGGAAGCUGAUGUUCCGCGCCGCCUGUGGAAGCGUGGGCAUCGUCAAGUCCAGCACGUAUCCUGGCGGCGCGAGGGGGAAGGGGAACAGCAAGGUGGCCAAGAUUCUGAGGGACGCCGCGAUUGCACGAGGGCGAUGAGCCGUGUACAUUUUACCAACCUGUCUUUAUACAGAUCCUGCUUCAAGAGUCUUCAACACAGAUCCUGCUUCAAGAGUCUUCAACACAGAUCCUGCUUCAAGAGUCUUCAACACAAGAUCCAUCUAAACUACACCUACAACUACAACUCAGCCA
Messenger RNA from Didymella exigua CBS 183.55, 1419 nucleotides. Its product is annotated as methionyl-tRNA formyltransferase. Gene Ontology annotation, biological process: biosynthetic process; conversion of methionyl-tRNA to N-formyl-methionyl-tRNA. The coding region runs from base 136 to 1266 and encodes 376 amino acids. Gene Ontology annotation, cellular component: mitochondrion. The transcript has 3 exons. The record is from RefSeq and is a predicted model, not a curated record. Gene Ontology annotation, molecular function: methionyl-tRNA formyltransferase activity. NCBI's taxonomy places the organism in Eukaryota, Fungi, Ascomycota, Dothideomycetes, Pleosporales, Didymellaceae.